AUUUGAUAAGGUCACUUAAACCCAUAGGAGCUUAACAAGUCAGAUUUGUUCAUGGGAUUUAUUUAAAUGCACAGUUUAUAAGUUUAUAAUCAGUGCACAUAUAGUCCAGCAGGUCACUUUUCGUGCGUUUGCCAACAUUUUGAUCAGAACAACCAACACGGAAAAGCUUAUCUAAAAUCAGUAGGUGCUACCGGACUACGGGAAGACUUGUCACGAUACGAUUAAAUUGUCAUGAUAGUUGACGUAUGAAAUAACUCGGAAUAUCUCAUCAGAAAUGGAACAUUCGGCAAUGCUUCUAGGAACAUUUCUGGUCUUUAUAUUGGCCACUGUCAUCCAAGCUAAUCAAGAUAACUUUCAAAAUGUACAAAUAGCGUUUGCUACUCCCCACGCUAUCGAAGAAAAUUGGAUAUCUAACGACCACAAUGACAUUGCUGACAAUAUCUUAAGUGAACUCACCGACGCUGAGCUGGAUAGUCUGUUAGAAGAGUUACACAUUCCCAAACAGCAAGGUGAUAUCAUAUUGAACAAGAAACAACUUGUACAGAAGAUAACGAACAUGGAACUUAGGGAUUACAAAAACAGAAACCUACCAAAUGAAGUGGAUCUAAAGAAUCGACCCAAAGGAAACAAUCACGAGGGCGAACACACAACAGAUUUAAUAAGGAAAUACAAGGUGCAACAUUUAGAAAAUAAAUCGCAAAAGAAUCGUGUUAAAAGAAAGAUGAAAACGGGCUAUGUUCAGGAGUGGAUCUUUCCCAUAAGAUUUAGUUUCAUAUCUUCAUACAGCGACGAACAGAAAACUGAAAUACGAGGGGCGCUCCAGAACUGGGAAGAUGCUACGUGUGCAAGUUUUACAGAAUCAAACGACACAACUGCCCCAGCGAUGUUCUUUGAGCCUCUUCAAGGGUGUUAUUCUAAUGUGGGUCGGGACCCUUCAUCAAUCAACACAGUGUCGCUUGCAGAAUCGUGUUUUACGACCGCUACCAUUGAGCACGAGAUCGGGCACGCCCUUGGCUUCUACCAUGAACAAAGUAGACCAGAUAGGGACUCGUUUAUCACCGUGAAUAUCUCAAAUGUCGAUUCAGAGAAGUCAAGUAACUACGAUAUAUUAUCUUGGGACGAGGCUCUAACAUACAAUAUAGAAUAUGACUAUGGCUCAGUCAUGCAAUACGACAAACGAGCGUUUACAAGCAACGGUGGGAUGACCAUGGUCGCAAAAGAUGGCGCUUAUGACAAUACACUUGGACAAAAUGUCGGCCUAUCGUUUUCCGACAUAAAACUAUUUAACACAGAAUACUGCAGUGGUUCCUGCAAUGGGUAUAGAAACUUAGAGUGGAAAGAUUGUCAACAUGGAGGAUAUAGGGACCCCAAUAAUUGUAACGUAUGUAAAUGUCCGGAUGGAUGGACCGGAGCUACAUGUAAUACAACAAGUCCCCCUGUCAAUGCUGUAUGCGGAGCUGAACUCAGUGUGACAACACCAGGGGAGUUAAUGACUCCAUCUUACAAUGUAGGAUACACCAAAAAUACUUCAUGUACAUGGCUACUUACUGCAGAUGAAGGUUCCCAGGUGACAGCAUCAUUCGUUGGGGAUUUUGGCAUUGAUUGCUUAAAUGAUGCAGAGUCGGGCUGUGAUAGAGAUUGGGUGGAAGUCAGAUACAAUGAUUUACAACAUACUGGACCAAGAUUCUGCUGUGGCACAACACCAAGUGGAACAUUUGUAUCCAAGGGCAACCAGAUGAUGAUUCUAUUUCGCUCGAAUACAAUAUUUAGUGGAUCGACACCUAUCCCGAAUAAUGGAUUCAAACUACAGUACUCUUUAACUCCAAGAGUUGGGAGUCUCCCAUGUGAAAGUCUAAAACUGUCUGGUUUGUCACAGUCCCCCAAGCAACUAUGGCGAACAGGAAUCUUCAAACUGCAGUCGAUGCCAUGGAACUCCAGACCAGUUUACAAACACCUAGUUGAGCCAGUGUUCAUGUUUUAUGACAGUGGAUAUUGGCUCAUAGGAUCAACUAUUGGGGAAACUCAAUCAGGGAUACGAGUGCUCAGUUCAGCGUUGCAACCACAAGACGUAACAGGGGUUUGGGAAUCUUUUAGUGGCACCUCUUGGGUAGCUGAGUCAGGUCUGGUUACGUCAUGCUCAGCUAUAUGUGACAGGAUUUGGUUUAGUGGUGUUUCAAGAACUGGACCACAUGCCUACUUGUUAGGAGCCUAUAGUUUUUCAAAUAAUGACUCGAAUGGAUCACCUAUCUACAAGAAACAAGAUGCCACAAGCAGUGGUGAAAUAACAAUUAGAAUGUCUGGUGGCAACAAAUGGAGUAUUGUAUCCGAGUCUGAAACUAUAACCACAACGUUCACGACAACCAUCACAAACCCAGUUGAAGUUCCAAAUGUAUGGACUGUGUCUUCUGGUACGAUAGUCCUGGAAUGCUACUUUGGUCCAGAAGAAAAUUGUGGUGACGUCAUGUUAGAUGGUGGUUCUGAACAAAGAUCAAGACAGGGCAUCUACUCAUUGUAUGGUUCACUUCUCAAUGGAAGACCUGUAUAUAUUCACGAAGAUGGAGUAAACUUUCUGUUUCACGUCAUUAUUGAUCAGGCGUCGAGGUUCUGGUACAUUUCUACUGAUAUUGGCAAUUCCCUAAUAGGCGCCAUACGUGUCGAGGACUCAGCUAUGUCGGCUGAAGGCAUUACUGGCACAUGGGAAGCAUACAUGAUACAGGACUGGGUAGUUGAAACAGCAAUGGCCACAUCAUGUAUAACUAAUAACACUGCCCCAAGCGCAACUUUGUAUAUCGGUGGUGUGAUCACAUCGUCUACUCCACAAACCGUCAGGCUAGGACUAUACACUAUACACGGAGACUAUCAUAAUUCUAGACCAGUAUAUAUUCAUGAAUCAAACAAUAGUUAUCUGUACUACUAUAGUGGACUUUGGGUGAUUGGCGCUACUAUUGGUGAAAACCAGUUUGGUAUAAAGACAUCUGCAGCAUCCCUUCUACCUCAGGAAAUAACGGAGCCCCUAUAUGGAUUUGUUUCAUCUACUGGCUGGACAUUGAUGGACGGAAUCACUAUUUCCAGCUACAUGGAUACAGGUGAUGGGUCUUGUCGAGAGCUCCAGCUGUCUGGCAUAGGGGAUUCUGCGUUCAAUGGUCUGUAUGAAAAUAACGACCAAGAGGUCGGGAGUAGACCAAGUUACAAAAAGUCUGGUGGGGGUCUCAACCUUUAUUUCAGAGCAUCGAGUGGACAAUGGGUAAUUGGAGCAGACCCUAUUAAUAUAGCUGUUGGUUAUUUUGCUUAUACAAAUGAUCCUGCUGUGGAUCCAACUAAAACAAGUAAUUGGAACAUGUACGAUGGUAGUGGUUGGGUACCCCAGCCUGAAGUAGUGUGGAGCUGUCUAGAUGUGACAACUAGUACCACAGCUGUACCAACUACAACAGCACCUGUUCUAACAACUACCCCACCUGUUGCCAUGACUACUACCACACUUGUACCAACUACUUCUACAACUGUUUCAACUAAUAGCAUACCUGGUGCAAUUAGUACCACAUCCGUAGCAACUAGUACCACAACUGUAGCAACUAGUACCACACCUCUAGCAAGUACUACCACGCCUCUAUCAACUACAUCCACACAUUUACCAAUUACUAUUGCAGCCGAAGCAAGUACAACCAUACCUGUAACAGCUACCUCAACACGUGUGACAACUACAACCACACCUGUAGCAGCUAGUACAACUGUUUCAACUACAACCACACAUUUACCAACUACUACUGCACCUGAAGCAAGUACAACCACACCUGUUUCACUUACGACCACACCUGUACCAACUACAACAAUAACUUUAGCAACUACUACCAUAUCUGUAGCAACUAGUACACCACCUUUACCAGCUACUACCACAUCUUUAGAAGCUACUACUACAGCUGCACCUACUGCUUCCACACCUUUACCAGCUAUCUCAACUCCUGUAGCGAUUAGCACCACACCUGUAGGAACUACUAUCACACCUAGUACACCUACAACUAGUACCACAUCUGUAGCGGCUACUACCACACCUGUAGAAACAAGUGCAACAGCUGUUCCAACUUCUAACACACCUGUGUCAACUACUUCCACACCUUUACCAACUACUUCAACACUUGUAGCAACUAGCACCACACCUGUAUCUACUACUACAUUUAUACCAACAUCUACCACACCUAUACCUACUAUUACAUCUGUACCAACAUCUACCAUACCUGUACCAACAACUACGACACCUUUACCAACUACUACCACACCUGUAGCAACUAGUACAUCACCUGUAGCAACUACUUCCACACCUUUACCAACUACUACCACACCUUUACCAACUACUACCACACCUGUACUAACUAGUACCACAUCUUUAGCAACUAGUGCACCACCUGAAGCAACUACUUUCACAUCUUUCCCUACUUCUUCCACACUUUUACUAACUACAGCACCUGUACCAACUAGUACCUCAUCAAUAACAACCAGUACACCACCUUUACCAACUACUCCCACACCCUUACCAACUAGUACCUCAUUUGUAGCAACUAAUACACCACCUGUAGCAACUGCUACCACUACUCUACCAACUGCUUCUACAUUAGUAGCAACUAGUACAUCACCUGUACAAACUAGAACCACAACUGUAGAAACUUCCAUCGCACCUUUACCAACUACUACCAUACCUGUACCAACUACUACCACACCUUCAUCAACCACCUCAAAACCCGUAGCAACCAGUGCCACACCUGUAUCAACUAGUACCACUCCUAUAUCAACUAGUACCACAUCUGUGGCAACUACUUCCACACCUUUACAAACUACUUCCACACCUUUACCAACUACUACUACACCUAUAUCAACUACUACCACACUUGUACCAACUGAUACCUUACCUUUACAAACUACUUACACACCUUUAUUAGCUACUUCCACAUCAUUACCGACUACUACCACACCUUUACCAACUAGUACCACACCUGUGCCAACUAGUACCACAUAUGUACCUACUAGUACCACACAUUUACCAACUAGUACCACAUCUAUAGCAGUUACUACCACCCCUGUAUCAACUACUACCACGAUUGUAGCAACUACCACCACAUCUGUUGCAACUACUAUCACAUCUUUACCAACUACCUCGAUACCCUUAUCAACUAGUACCAUACCUUUACCAACUAGUACCACACCUUUACCAACUAGUACCAUACCUUUACCGCCUACCUCAACACCUGUGCUAACUAACACUUUAACUGGGUCAACUACUACCACAACUAUCUUAGCUCCUACUACAACUGUUCACACGACGGAAACAGCCACAUUGACAUCUGGAUCCAUCAGUACUACACUGAGUCUCCCGACUACAACAGAAGACGUCACUACAUCUGUAUCAAAUAAUAACACGACUGUUCAUACGACCAGUUUGACAUCUGAAUCCAUCGGUACUACAAUGAGUGUUUCGACGACAACAGAAGCGGUCACUACAACUGAAUCAAAUGCAUGUGGAAGAACAACUUGUCCUCCUGGUCGAGUAAGCGAUAAUUGUGCAAAACGUGGAUAUGCAUUUUCGAGUGUUCUCCGAUUAAACGAUGAGUUUUCACAGACAUUGAAAGAUGAGGAAUCAGUUGAAUAUAAAGACUUCGAGGAAAAGUUCCUGUGCACGGCUAGUGAAGGCUAUAAAAAUGGUGGUCUUACGAACAAAUAUCGACCAUUCUUGAAGGUGGAGAAUGUAACCAGUGGAUCUAUCUUGGUAGCGUAUUCCCUGACUUUAGAACCAUUGUCAACAGAUGACGUUAACGAUCCCCCAACAGCUGAUUUGGUGAAGGCGUCAUUCAAUGUCACAGCUGCAAACCAAUUUGGUUUACUUAACUACACCGCUCCACCCGAAUCAACAAUAGAUUACGACGAGUGCUCAACGCAAGAUUCCAAUGAUUGCCACACAAAUGCUUUGUGCACAAAUCAGAUUGGAUCAUACACAUGCGCAUGCGCCUUUGGGUUUGUUGAUGAAAGUGCUGACUCUACCUUACCAGGCAGAAUUUGUAAAGCUCAAAGUGUAUUUAGCAGUCUGGAGCUGAUCUUGAUCAUCGUGGGUGGGUUCCUAGCUGUCGGUCUUAUUUUCGUAAUCAUAGCAAUAUGUUACUGUAUGAGAACAAAUUCAUCUCGUAAAGAUAAUCUGAAAGAAGCUGAAAUCAAUCGUGCACAUUUAGGCGAGGAUGUAUCAAGGAAAGAAAUCGUAUACAAUGCGAAUGAAGAGCGUGUUCCUCGUGAAGUAUACGGUUAUGAUAAGAGAGAUACUUCAGUACCAAACGUCAUAAUGGCGCCAAACAUUGAUGAUGAGGAAUACGGACAAACAUACGAAUAUAUCCAGCCUGAGAACCAAUAUACGAUUCCGCGAUUUACAACUUCUCUUGCAUUUAACAGCAAUAUUUUAGCUGUUAAGAGGGAUCUUCCUGGUCCUGCGAGGGGUAAUGGGGAAAUCUACAGCCGCGGCGCCAAGGAGGACGCAAGGCGACCAACAUUACCGCCACCUACAGCGAGAAAUACCAACAUUAUACAAAGAGAAAAUACUUAUUUCACAAAUGGAAAAUCCAUGAUAAAUCAAAACAGACAAAGUCAAGUUUAUGUGAAUGGAAAUUCAAAUGACCAAAACAGACAAAACACUUAUCUACAGCCUAUGUCUGGUCCUAGUAGAUCAAUGGCAACUGGCGACAAUCAACGAGUGUUUAGAACCAGUGCAAAUGUUAACCCCAAAAGGCAAUCAGAUAUAAAUAAUGCAAUUGUGUAUUAAUGAUGUAUACCUUAUCUUAGGCCUAUAUAAUUAUAAUUAUAAUUAGACUUGUAUAACAAUCGCAAUUAGAGUAACAAUCACAUAAAGCAAUACAAAUCAGAAAGGUGUUGUAAAAAUGAAACAAAUAAGAACACCGGAAGCAUCCGUUUUACUCAUCCUCCUUAAGGUGUCCAGAAUCCAUACCUCCAAAA
Messenger RNA from Owenia fusiformis, 6984 nucleotides. NCBI's taxonomy places the organism in Eukaryota, Metazoa, Annelida, Polychaeta, Sabellida, Oweniidae. The record is from the annotation of a GenBank genome assembly.